This is a messenger RNA of Chlamydomonas reinhardtii, 4766 nucleotides long. RefSeq lists its product as uncharacterized. The transcript has 9 exons. The coding region runs from base 220 to 3876 and encodes 1218 amino acids. Lineage: Eukaryota; Viridiplantae; Chlorophyta; Chlorophyceae; Chlamydomonadales; Chlamydomonadaceae. The record is from RefSeq and is a predicted model, not a curated record.
CCUAUCAUUCUACCUACAUCAUAGUAAACACAUCAGCAGGGCUAGAGUGUCGCGCCUGGUGACCUUGCGCAAGUUGACCUUCAAGUCAAACUUAAGAACACUUGAUGGUUUCCAGCUAGCCUUAUGCCCAUAUACCGAAUGAGACAUUGACACUAUCAACCAGAUUGACAACUGCACUGACUCAGCGCGUGACCGCGCUUGGAACCUUUGACAUACUCCAUGGACAUCGCAGAAGCCCUGAACAGCGGCAAAUUCGUCGCCCACGACGGGCCGAUUGACGAGCAAGCAUGGGACCGAGUUGUGACAGCGCUGCCGGGCGCGGUAGCGGUGGGCGUGCGCCUCAGAGGCUGCGGACUUACAUGCCUUCAUGCCGUACAGCUGGCGGAGGCCCUGGCCUCUAACUCCACCCUGGAGCUCCUGGAGCUGCCCGAAAACAACAUUGCGGAGUCAGGCGCCAAGGCUCUGGUGCAGAUGCUCAAGCUCUCCAACACGACGCUGAAAGGCGUUGACCUGUCAGGAAAUCCGUGCUCGGACACAGCCGUGGAGACGCUGCAGGACCUGGAGACUCUCAUGCGCCGCAACCGCGUCAUCAAGAAGCUGCCCAAGACGCCGCCGCGCGUCCCAAGCAGUAGUGGUGGUGGCGGAUCGUCCACUGGUGGCGCUCCGGGGCAACCAGGCGUGCCGCUGUCUGGCGCGGCCUUUGAGAUUGAGCGACGGCUGCAGCACCUGGAGGAGGCGGAGGCCACCAUCCGCAGCGAGCUGGAGCACGUGCGCAGCUUCAGCACGCAAAGCGAGAGUUGGCAGAAGAAGAUCGACACGGCUGGGCAGCAGAUCGCCGCCAUCCUGUCGCUGGUGGACAGCCGCAACAUGGCGCUGGAGACGCGGCUUCAGGCCAUGGAGCGGUGGCGGGUUGUGGCGGAGCAGGCCUGGGCGGACCAGUCAAAGGUGGUCGAGGAGCUGGCGAACCAGCUGCUAGCGCUGCAAGCCCGGGUGCAGGCACUGGAGCGACGGCUGCCUCCUGGCGCCGGCAGCAGCAUCAAUGGCGCCCCCGCCACGGCGUUUGCCACAUCGGCGGCCAGCCUGCCGGCGGCCGAUGCGCUGUGGCAGGAGCUGCAGACCCUGGGCGAGCGGCUGCUGCGGCUGGAGGGCUCUGUGGGAAUGGGGCUGGGCCGGUCCUCCACCCGGGCGCUGCUGCAGGACCGCGCGGUGGGCGCCAGCAGCGGCUCGGCGGUGAUCACCGUCAUCGAGGAGCACGUGGAGAGCGGCAACGCUGAUGGAUUGGUGCCAGGCGACCAGCAGGUGGGCGCUGAGGCCGGAGGCCCCCUCUCCGUGCUGCACAGUGAGAUCAGCUUUGGGCGGCCGGCCGGCCUCAGUGCCUCAACCUCUGCCCGCUCGCUUGAAGGCACCUCGCCUAAGGCUGGCCGCCCCGAAGCUGUUGUUGCCGGUGUCGGCGGCGUGGACAGCAGCUACAGCAGUCCCUCCGGUCUCACGCCAUAUGUGGAGCGCUCGCGGUGCCGCACGGUCGACACCGCCAACGCCGUGCAAUCGCGCGGCGACGAGGCUGCUGCCGCCGCCUCGUCCACGACUUGGGACGAGCACGAUGUCGAUGAGGGCGUCAUGGAGGAGGAGGAUGUGGAGGCUGAGAAGGUCGUGUUGGGGAUGGGCACCGGCAGCGGCGCUGUGCCUGCCCGCCGCGGUGCUGGCGCCCCCAGGCUGGAGGUGCCCGGCAGCCCCAUCAUGUGGCACACCAACACGUGGGCCGCGAGCCCGAGCUCCGCCGGCAACACGCCGUCCGCUAACGACUCGCUGCCCACGCGUGUCUUCCUGCGCGACAGCGACCGCUUUUCGGGCGGCUCCAUCAGCGCUGGCAACGGCCAGGCCGCGGCCACAGGCCAGGCGCGCGGUAGCCAGCGGGCACGUGCGACGGGCAGUUCCUCGCAGGGCCGGGCCGUGUCGGCGGCGGUAGGAAGCGCACAGAGCGGCAGUGCCGGCGCUAUGCCGCCUCGCGCUCCCAGCACAACUAUUGCUGCUGCUUCUACCGGCAUCGCCGAAGACCCGGAGGACUGCACGCCGCUCAUGGCCUCUACGGCAGUCGCAGCAUCGGCCGCGGGCGCCUUCCUCUCCGGAGCCACAGCGGCUGCCGCUGCGAAGGUGGCGUGCCAGCGGCCCGCUUCGCCGGCGUCAACCACGCCCGUCAGCCUGCGUCCGCUCGUGCCCGUGGGUGGCGCCACGCCGGGCAGCAAGGGUAGCGUGCGGCUGUACGGCGCCGGCAACCGGGUCAGCGACGCAGGUAUGGGCGGCGCCAGUCCCGCGCUGGCGCGUUACGGCUUGGACCCCCAGGACAGCGGUGACACGCCGCCCAGCAGCCCCGGCCACCGCCACCAGGUGGGCAGCCCGUUUGCAGCGGCCUCGGGUGCCACGGCGGCCGCCGCGGCCGUGGAUGCGGCCGGCACGCCGGUGCUGAGCAAGGACAGCUCCAAGGGCAGCCCGCCCUUUGAGAGCACCUUCAGCGUCGACGCCGAGAAGCUGUCGCUAUCGGCCGCGGUGGCAAGUUGGUCGGCCUGCCCGCGCACGCCCGCGGCCGCCACCACCGCGGACCUGUCGCCGUGUGCGCCGUCACACCGCACGCGUGCCCCAAUCGAGCAGGAGCAGCCUGAAGGCGAGGAGGACGGCGCGUGUGAGGAGGAGGACGAGGACGACAUAGGCGACGACGAGGUGGUGGAGGACCAGGACUUUGACGACGCGUUCCACACGCCGUCCAAAACGCUGGCGGCGACGGUGGGCGGUUCGGGGCUCGCCAGCUGCCGUGGUGCGGCGCAGCCGUCUGUUGCUGACCCCUUCAUGACCCCAGGCAUGUCAGUGCGGCAAUGGGCGGAGGCGGCCUCCUCAGUAAAGCCUGCCGCGGGCUACGGCGCGGCCACCGCGCACAUCCCAUCCGUCCAGGACAUCACUCCAAUCUCGCGACCGUCGGAGGCUACGGCGCCCAGCCUCGCAGCCCCUUCGGAUGGCGCCACGCCCUGCUCGCGCGCAGCGGCGGCACCUGCCGCAGCUGACCGCUCAGCGGCCAGCUCGCAGCGGGACAGCGACCGCGACUGCGACCAGGGCGCACAGCACACGGUAGCCGCCGCCGCUCAUGUGUGCAACAGCAACCCUUGCAGCGCGGCUGCCAGCCAAGGUGGUGGUCAGGCACCUCAGCGCGCAGGUGCUGCACGUGGAGUGCCCCUUGCCGGUGCCGGUGGUGCCAGUGGUCGGCAACCCGCUUCAGCAACGCACGGGCCAGGUGCGCUGAAGGCGUCCCAGUCAGCGCCGCACCAGCACCACCAGCGGGCACCACCAGCUGGUAGCAGGCAACCGCACAACCACAGCAACAACAACGCCGCGCAGCACGCCAUCCUCGCUGGCCAGCGCUCGCUCAGCGCCGGCGGCAGCCACGCCAGUGGCGCAGCCGCCGGGAACGGAGCCGCGGCUGGCCGCAACCACACCGUGUCGGCCGGCGGCGCCAGCCACGCCGAGCAGGCGGUGGCGCGCCUGGGCACGUCCCGGUCCGCACGUCAGCCCGUUGUUGCAGAUCAGCAUCAGCAGCCCCAGAUGGUGGGCAGGGACGCCACGGGAAGUGACGCCGGCGCGGGGGCGGACGCGCUGCAUGGCAAGGACCAGGCAGCGCACUGCGAGUCGGGCGACGGGCACGGAGAUGGCAAGGCGGGUGCAAAGGGCCGCAUUCCACGGGGUCUGAAGCUUGGUGGCGUGAUGAUCUCGACUAUGGGAAAUUGUCUGCCGAAGGCGGGCGCGCCUGGGGCGGCGGCGCAAGCCGCUGCCAAGGCCGCGGCCGCGAAGGCCACGGCGCGACCUGCCAGCCAAACAGGUUGGAAGCGUUGAAACGGGGCGGGGCGGCUCGUAAAGAAUUGAACGGUAGGUAUGAGCCUCUGGGACAUUCUGCUACAUGGCAUAGGGCUAGUCAACACGCAUCACAAGCAACAGUCCAAAUACGUAGAGCCUUGCUGUGGGGCGUUGACGGUGCGUGGGACGAAGGGGCUGUUGGAGUUGCUUGGAACGGGGAUGACCAAGGCAGCCAGCCAUGCGUGGCGUGGGAUGCCCUCAGGUUGGCGGUAGUCAAUAAGACUUAACUGGACGACGACAGCGACCUGCAGGCUGCCGGCGCAGCAGUCGAUUCCUGGGUGGCCGAAAAGGCCGCAAAUGACGCGGCGCAUUAUACACACACAUGGACGGCGUGACGGCUGAAGCAUGGCAUCAGGCCAGAAGGAUGCAUUGUGACCGUGUGGUUGGAGACUGGAGAGGUGUUGGCAGCAGCCUGCAGAAGUUGAGGAGUUGCACCGGAGUUCGCUCGAAGUGGCACGGUGCGAUGGAAAGCUAAGACGGGAUGAGGCAAGGCUCCAUGAGGCAUGCAAUGGGGGUUGAGGCGGCCAGGGCGCCGGAUGAGGCGUGCAGUGCGGGCCCCUCCUCCUGCCGGCCUGCCCACCCAGACCGAGAAGCAUUACACUUCCAGACCGGGAUCGUCCAAUACGUACACCUAAUGCGCGCCAUGUCCCAGGCCGACGCCUUUCUACCACGGCCGCGCCGGUGACGGCUACACCUUCACGACCUGAUGGUGCCGGCCAGCCGGCGGCCACGCGGGGUGGCGUGUGCUCGGGCCGGAAGGAUGCAACGGCGGAUGCGGGGCGCUGUGGCGGGGGCACUGGGUAUGUAUGUGGGCCAUUGCUUCAUGGUCCCGGCACGCUCGGCGUGCACAGCCUUCGGCAAAACCGCCG